Desarmillaria tabescens is the source of this 1110-nucleotide messenger RNA. Its product is annotated as S-adenosyl-L-methionine-dependent methyltransferase. The record is from RefSeq and is a predicted model, not a curated record. The transcript has 4 exons. Lineage: Eukaryota; Fungi; Basidiomycota; Agaricomycetes; Agaricales; Physalacriaceae. The coding region runs from base 329 to 1012 and encodes 227 amino acids.
CGCAAAGCGCUUAUUGCCGCGUAACAGGGUGCAGCUGUUUUGGUAACUAUAUCAAUGCGAAAUUUCCAAGGAGGUCAAUCAUAACCAUCGACGACAUGAUCGACCUCUUGAUCACCUUUUGUCCCCCAAAAAUUGAUGCGGGCUUGAUUCUGUGUUUAACUUUAUCUCCAGUCAUCCAGGAUGAUGAAUAAUGCUCAGUAACCUCCCCAGUGAUACCCCAGUGAUGAGUCAGCCGCGUUUCAAUUUCGAUCAUUGAAACGCGGGGACGAUUCUUAUAAAAUCGCCUACAGUCUCUUCCAGAGCCACUUCGCCUUCGAGAAGCAGAGACAUGACUGACUUCGUCACAGCCAACGUAGACCACUUCAACAAGGCGUCUAAUACCUAUGACACAUUUCCUCUGCUACAAGAGUUGACGAAAAAGCAAGCCGCAUUCAUUCUCUCAGAUGGAUGGUCUUUCAAUGCGGACUCUACGACCGUAUUGAAUUUCGCGUGUGGCACGGGUCAAAUUGAAGGGGAACUAGUUGCCCACUGCAAAUAUAUUCAAGGCGUUGACAUUAGCCCAGGCAUGGUCGACAAAUACAACAAGACGGCCGAAGCUCUUGGGGUGUCUUCAAAGAUGAGCGCAAUUGCCUGCGAGCUCAAGGGUGUACCUGAGGAGCUGGAGGGGCGCAAAUUUGAUGUCGCCCUAUGCACUAUGUCGUAUCACCACUUUGAAUCCACCGAAGAGAUCACCCGCAUCCUCACCUAUUUCCUCAAACCCGGAGGGGCACUCUUAGUCACUGGCCGAUUGAUCCCAGACGCUGUAUCGCAAGUUGAACUUAUUCCAGAACAAUACAAAGCCAUCGUUCCGCAAAAGGCGGGCUUCUCAGAGGAUGAUAUGAGAAAGCUGUUUGAAGGUGCCGGGCUUGGAUCGUUCUCAUUCAAUGCCAUUCCUGGUGCCACCAUGGACGGCUUCUUCCCGGGAACGCCCCACCCGAAGUUGUUCUUGGCUAAAGGCGUCAAGUCACUUUGAGUUGAGUAUUACGUAGCUCGAGGUCUCAUGUUUGGUGCGUCAUGAGAAGAGUACUGAAUGAUGUAUUUUCAACUCAACAGCAAUCGGUUAUGCAGAAG